UUUGGCAUAGGGUUAAUAAAUCUUACAUGAGCUAAACUUUCUAUUGCAUAUAUUCCAAUACAGUGGUGGUUGAUGGAGCAAACGAUAUGGGGUCAUUUGCCGGUGCUGAUGAGGGCAAAUUCCAAAGAAUCUAUCGAAUACGUUCUUCAAGCCCUUUGGAGAACUCGAAAAACUGGUCUUGGCACUUCUGAUCGAUGCAUCAUCCAAGACAUGCUUCAACUACACAAUGAAUCUGAUCUCGACCCACUUCUGGUUUGCCUCCGAAUGUUAAUCAGGAGGUGUGUUUAUGAGAAUACUUCAAAGGAGGAUAUUCCAAAGCUGUUUCCUGAUGAAGUUCUGCCUGAAUUGCAAAAAUUGUUGACACUUCUGUUGCAGAAGUUUCAGCGACAGUGGCAAGAAGAUGUGAUGAAAGAUCAAAAUAUUGUGCCUAGAUUAAAGGCGAUGACAUGGAAUAUGGCAAAUCUGGAGAAAGGAUCAGCAGACCCUGCAGCGGUUAUUGAUUUGAAGCUUCAAAAUGAUGCUCCAUUUCAGUUGGGAGUUCAAGAUGUAAAGUUCCAGUUGGCUACAGAUUCUAUAGAUAUGAUGCUGAAAGCCAUGCACUGUAUUAGAGACCAGUUUUCUACCAUGGAUGAGGCACUAAAUGGGCAUUAGCACCGGUAAACCAAAGGAAUUUCUUAGAAGUUAUUUUUACAAGGAAUGAGGUUAAAUUGGCUCUAUGGUGGAGCUCAACUGAAAACAUGAGAUUCUGAAUACAUAAUGUUAAUGUAAUUUAGAUUCUCAAUUCUCAGAGGCUGAGCCUUGGCGUAAUGGUAAGGUUUACUGCCUUGUGAGUGCCUAGAUACUGGAAACAGCCUCUCUGCUUUGGUUGAUAAGACUGCUACCAACCUCUGUACCAUAUGGAUACCUAAGCCAUUGCGCCAUCCAUUUUGGUAUUUUGUUCACAAUUCUCUAAUUUGUCACUCUUGUAUAUUUGAUAGCUCUAAGAACAAUGUCUGAAAUAGUGAAAUACAAAGCUGAUGGUAGAAUUUAGCAGUUCCCUUUUCCUAGUGAGAAACUCCUUUGGUUGUGGAUGUGACAACCUCGUACAUAACUUCCUGCGAGUCAGUUUUUUUUUUCUCGUUUUCCCUUUGCAUUCUCAAGUUGUAAACAUGAAUAAGAUCUUUAGAUUCCCUUUAUGGAUUA
This is a messenger RNA of Vigna unguiculata (cowpea), 1182 nucleotides long. RefSeq lists its product as uncharacterized. The record is from RefSeq and is a predicted model, not a curated record. NCBI's taxonomy places the organism in Eukaryota, Viridiplantae, Streptophyta, Magnoliopsida, Fabales, Fabaceae.